Molecule: messenger RNA, 830 nt
Organism: Nestor notabilis (Kea)
Lineage: Eukaryota; Metazoa; Chordata; Aves; Psittaciformes; Psittacidae
Gene: NUF2
Product: NUF2, NDC80 kinetochore complex component
Exons: 5
Source: RefSeq, a predicted model, not a curated record
AAUGAACUUAAAGUGACAAUGGCUACUUUGAAAGAAGAACAAGAGCAGCUGAAAUCAAAAAUUGUAGAGAGUCCAGAGGAACUGAAAAAUUACAAAGAACUGAUGAAAGAGACUGUUAAGAAACUCAAGAAAUCCAAGCAAGAAAUCAUUGAGAAAUAUGAAGGUUACAGAGACCUAGUUGAGGUUCUGCCAUCAUGCCAAUUGGAGGUGCAGUUAUAUCAAAAGAAGAUGGAAAGACAGGGAGCAAAUGUGGAAAGACUGGCCAGUGUAUUAUCAGAGGUCAGAGAUCUGGAGGACCAGCUUGAGAGUGCUCAGAUAGAGCUGAAAAAGGGGAAGACAGAUGAAACGUCCUUAAAGAGACUGGUCACUGCAAAACAUGAGAAGCUGUCUACAGCUGAAAUAAGGAUAAAAAAGAAGCGUGAAGAUGUUGAGCAAUAUAAGCACACUGUAUUUGAAUAUUGUAACAGAGUUCAGGAGAAGAGGGAUGCUGUAUAUGAUAAAGUGAUGGCCAUUCAGAAAGAAAUCCACCAGACAAGGUUCAAAAUCCAGCAACUGAAUGAUAAUGCUGAAAAACAAGAAAUGAAAGCCAAGGAAAUAUACCUGAAUCUGAAGACUUGUUUGGAGAAGCAUCAUGACUCUCUCAUUAAGACAGCAAAGAGUUAUGCAGCCUCACGAGAAGAUAAAAUUGCAGAAUUGGAGAAGGGGCUGCUUAGAGUUCAGACUCCUGGAAGUAGUUCUUAGACCUGUCUUUGCUUGUAUUUCACUUUCAUUAUGUUUAUCCUUGUAUCUGAACUUAAGAGCUUGUGCUUUGUGUGGCAUGGAUAAUUAAU